GUCGAACCAGAUCAUUGGGCUUCUAAUGCAAAUGAUACUAUAGACGAGGGCAAUGGAGAAGAAACCAAAACCACGGAAGAUGCAGAAGAAGGGAAAGAUUAUUAUAGCAGGUGGUAUAGUGCCUCUGCGCCGAACACGCUGAUUUGAAGUGAAUUUUGUAGAGAAAACAAAAUUAAUCUGGACUUAGAUUCAAGUCAGUAUGUCAUCUAUGUCAUUAGAAUCAAUGUCCGGGGCUGAAACACUGUGCUUUCCGAUGCUGCCGAAGAUUCCAGAUGACUCCAGCGACAGCAGUCAAGAGAAGACAAAAAUGGAUGGCCUUUCUAAACCCAAAGCAAGUCUCAUUAGUAACGAGGUCGUACCUGAAGUUGCAUCAGAGCCAGAAAAUCCACAUGCGGUUUCUUCUUUGACUGGAGGAGGGGAUAACCAGAAAAGAGCGACACUCUCCUGGCACGGUGUCGAUGUGUUUGCUCCGAUUGAUAGAGGGUCAAUUUGCAGACGACUCUGUCGUAAAACAGAUCCAAACGAACCUAGAAUAAAGCAGAUUUUAUUUGAUGUAAACGGGAAGGUUGAACCUGGAACACUUUUGGCAGUCAUGGGAGCUAGUGGAGCAGGCAAGACGACCCUGAUGAACGUACUUGCUCAUCGUAACAUAGGGAAUGUCAAAGUGAUGGGAUCAGUUAUGGUCAAUAACACUCCCGUUGGAUUGAAUAUUAACUCCAUCUCAGCAUACGUCCAACAAGAAGAUUUGUUCAUUGGUACACUGACCGUUAGGGAACAUCUGACCUUCCACGCACUUCUAAGAAUGGACAAACAUGUUUCCAGGGCAGAUCGAUUGAGAAGAGUAGAGGAAGUGUUACUGGAGCUCGGACUAGUCAAAUGUGCAGAUACACUGAUAGGAAUUCCUGGACGCAUGAGAGGCAUAUCUGGAGGAGAGAAAAAGAGACUUGCAUUUGCUUCUGAGGUGCUGACUGACCCUUCUAUUCUGUUUGCUGAUGAACCCACUUCUGGUCUUGAUUCCUUCAUGGCCCAAAACGUAGUGUCUACUUUACAACGACUGGCAUCACAAGGAAGAACCAUAGUCUGUACCAUUCACCAACCUUCUUCUGAAGUAUAUGCCAUGUUCUCCAGGUAAGAACUUCAAAAGAUGUUAAGCAAUCGUUCCCUGCAAAGAGACAAACUGAGAAAAAUGAGACCAGCACCAAAGCAUUCUGGCAAGCAAAGUAGUAUGAAAAUUUCAGCAAGUACAGACACAGAGCUACAGUAGCAUGUGUGACAGAGUCAAAAGACACUAUUUUGGACAGUAAUUAUUUAGUCAUAAAUCUAUAUUUUUAAUUAGGAAUGCCUCGUGUACACAUAGGAAUGUAAUUCUUUAGUUAACUGUUUGCGUGGAAAAUGCGUAAGCAAGAAAUAAUUUCCGUACGUAGUUACAUUACAGUGAGUCAUGCCUAGGUUUGGCGCUUGUUUACGUAAGUUCGUGUUUGGGACAUCCUGUUUGCGCCUAGGGCGUGCAACAUUGCAUAGGAUGUGUAAGGUCUUAAGAAUGCAGGUUUUUCCAUAAAAAUAGGCCCAAACUAA
Molecule: messenger RNA, 1575 nt
Organism: Actinia tenebrosa (Australian red waratah sea anemone)
Lineage: Eukaryota; Metazoa; Cnidaria; Anthozoa; Actiniaria; Actiniidae
Product: protein white
Biological process (GO): transmembrane transport
Cellular component (GO): plasma membrane
Molecular function (GO): ABC-type transporter activity; ATP hydrolysis activity; ATP binding
Source: RefSeq, a predicted model, not a curated record